CAAUUCGUUAGAUUGCUUAUACAGUAACUGAUUAUUUGUCUCAAAUCGGUCCCAAUAUCUAAUUCCAAUCUGUUCCGCUUCUUCCUAUUCUAAAGGGAUUGAGUCUCUGAAGAAAAGAAGGUUCUUGGUUGAAUGGAGUACUCGAGGGGUCAGUAUAUGGUAGAAGUAAUCGGACUUCCACCAGAAGCGAGUAGGGAAGACGUCUACCAGUUCUUCAUCAACUGUGGCAAUAUCAGGCACUUACAAAUCACCAGGGUGAGUAGUGAUGUCUCUAUGGCACACGUUGAAUUCGAAGAUGCUUAUUCUGUGAAAGUUGCUCUCCUUCUCAGCGGAUCUGAGAUUGCGAAUCAGCCAGUAGCGAUAUCUAGCUGUGGAGCGUAUAACGUUGAUCCAUCUCCAUCAUUAUUUGUUGAGGGACAGCGGUCUGAUCAGUUUGUGUCAAGCCCUGGGGAGGCGGUGACGGUGGUGCAACAAGUGGUCCAAAACAUGAUUGCAAAGGGGUAUGUGUUGGGGAAAGAUGCACUGUCCAAAGCCAAAGCAUUGGAUGAAUCCCACCAGGUUUCAUCAAGUGCAGCUGCCAAGAUUGCAGAGUUCAGCAAAAGAAUUGGACUGACCGACAAAAUUCAGACGGGAGUGCAAGCUGGCAAGGGCAUCGAAGAGAAGUAUCAUGUCUACGACAUGACUAAAACUGCAGCAGUGUACUCGGGGAAGACGGCUGUGGCGGCUGCAAGUGCUGUUGUUAACAGCACUUACUUUGCUAAAGGGGCUCUCUGGGUUUCGGACGUCUUAGACCGCGCGUCUAAGGCUGCGGCCGACUUAGGAAACAAAAACAACCAUGUCCAAAAGUAGGCACUGAUAACAUUAUAUUUGCUGAUUUGCUACACCUUAAUUUGCAAUAACUAGAUGGUUUGGAACAAUUUGGUGAUCUGUGGUGGAACAUUGAAUGUGACAUUUUGAGUACAGUGUUGCUAAUGUAUAAUAAUUGAUGGAUAUUUUUUAUUUUU
Salvia hispanica is the source of this 1004-nucleotide messenger RNA. The record is from RefSeq and is a predicted model, not a curated record. NCBI's taxonomy places the organism in Eukaryota, Viridiplantae, Streptophyta, Magnoliopsida, Lamiales, Lamiaceae.